Molecule: messenger RNA, 2201 nt
Organism: Amoebophrya sp. A25
Lineage: Eukaryota; Dinophyceae; Syndiniales; Amoebophryaceae
Source: the annotation of a GenBank genome assembly
GAAGCGGUGGAAGUGCAAGUGACUGGGAAAAAAGGUGUUGUGGGUGACCAAUGUGGGUGGGACCCACUGAAAAUGGCGAAUCUACUGGAUGAAAUGUGUCGUGGAGAGGUGAAGACAAAAGGUGCAGGGGAAGAUGUUGUGCUGGGCGACUUUACAACGGUCAGAGCGAUGAUCGAACGCGUUCUUCGCAGGCACUUCAAUCAAUGCAAAGAGGAGCGGCAGAUGCUAAUUUGUGCUGUUUUUGCAAUGGUUCUUAUAGCAGUUCCCGUACUUCUGCACCGAUUCCUAUUGUUGGCACCCAUUCUCAUGACAUUGUGCACGCUUGUUGCUGGGGGUUUUGUUUUCCUCUUGGCACCAGCUCGACGUGAGAUCGUAUCCGAGGAAGCUCGACAAUGGUGUGUAGCAGCUGUGAAACACGUCCAGCACUGUUCUGAGUCUGUGAAUGAAGAAGAAAGUCGUGCGCAUCAAAUCUCUACCGCGAGCGCUACGUUGAAGGAACGGAUCGCAGCCCUUCUGGAUCGUCCUCACUACAGCAUGCUGACCGCUCUCGCAGCUGGCUUACCAGUACGCACAAUCGUGACGACGAACUUUGAUACUUUGGCCGAAAAAGCGUGCGAGGGAAUCUCUGUCAAGGAUGACAUCGCCUUACGGAAACUAUUGAAAAGUCAGGGAAGGACAACGACUAAGAAGAAAGUAGUUGGAGUUGGAACUGGAAGACAGGCAGCGACUCAGGAGGUACAACAUCAGGAACUUUCUACCUCUACGCCCUUUUUUCGCGGUAAGCCGUUCCGACGGAAAGCCUUCACCCACAUUUUUGCGACAAAUGAUAGUGUGGCGGGGGGAAGUGAAACACGCCGAAGACAAAAUGAUAGUAUUACCGGGGGAGACCAAGCUCAGCAUCAACAUGAACAUCAACAUCAACAAGGUAAGGUCCCCCACCUCGACGCAUCAACAUCAACAAAGGACCCACUACAACUGCAACCUCUACCUCUAGGACCUACAACUGCAACUACCUCUAGGACCGAAUCAUCAUGCAGAGUGAUUUUGCCUCCUUCUUUAUCCGUCUUGCCUUACCAGCCAGUGAAAGGAGCACGCAGAGUGGUGAUGAAGCUUCAUGGGUGCAUCUCCAGGCCUGAGGAGUUGGUUAUCACCACUUCGGAUUACGCAGUCUAUGAGAGCGGACGCAUGAAAGCCUUAGGUGGUUUUCUUCAGGGCAGUCUCAUGACGUCGCACUUCUUGUUCUUGGGGUUUAGCAUGACAGAUCCGAACUAUCUAAGGAUGCUUGCGGAAGUUCGAGAAGCACUGGCUGGAAGCGGGAGUACUAGUACUGAAGGAGCGAAGCCGAGUGAAAAUGAUGAUCUUGUUGCCCACGCAUUCGCUACAACUAAUAGUAUACGCAGCCACCAGGAGGCGACCUACAAGAAUCGUUUAUCAGCUUGUGGAAUGGCGACGACCCUGAGCAUCGAUAGUUGGGGUGUACGAGGAACACAAGGUCCACUGAGCGUCAACUCUUUGGGUAUGCAUCCGGAAGAUGGUGAUGUUUUCGGCGUCGAAGGAUCCGACAAGAAAUCCGAAAAAGAGAAAACAGAAACUAAUACCACUAAGAGGUUUUCCUACCCUAUGAUUCUCGAAGCGGCACGCUGCCAAGAGGUGUUUUUAGAUCUGGUUUCUCUCCUAGGUUCAGCGCAACACAGUGCCCGCUUUGUGUUGGAUGACCGGUUUGAUUCGGUCUUGUCGAAUGCGGAGCGUGAGUUUAAAGAAGGAAUGCUACGUGCGUUUGGCGGGCGUGCUUUGGAUGAUAUAGACCACGGUACAGACCACAACAAGGAUACCACGCCACAAAUCUUCUCAGCUGAGGCACAGUCAACUCAUGGAUACCAAGAGGUUGUACGUAUGAUGCGUCAAUUGGGGUUCGAUAAAGAAGUAGGGGGUCGUAUAGCAGGGCAUUAUGGAACAAACAGAGAGGACCACUUCACUUGAUGAAAACGUAUUGGUAUUCUCUUAGGUACUCAUGUUUUAUUAACUACAAUGGAAAAAUUCCAACCGUAUCAACAUCAUCCUGUGCUGGUGAUCAUGAAACUAUUGUGAUGAAGAAUUUUCAAAAUUUCUAAACUUCUUGUAUCCCUCCACUUAUUUUACAGGGUAGUUGCUCAAAAAUCGUGUGUUUGACGCUUUGCCCGUUUGAAAAAGAGGAUCCUGAG